Molecule: messenger RNA, 4620 nt
Organism: Aspergillus homomorphus CBS 101889
Lineage: Eukaryota; Fungi; Ascomycota; Eurotiomycetes; Eurotiales; Aspergillaceae
Product: translation initiation factor 3 subunit CLU1
Exons: 4
Coding region: 437-4216 (1259 amino acids)
Biological process (GO): intracellular distribution of mitochondria
Cellular component (GO): cytoplasm
Molecular function (GO): protein binding; mRNA binding
Source: RefSeq, a predicted model, not a curated record
GGAGAAAUGAAGUUGAAACUGCCGUCUUUCGCUGCUUUGCACCCACCCACCGCCCCGAGCACUUCCGAAGGUUUUCCGUACCCGCGAAAUUUUCUCUUCUGGCCGGUUUCCCCGUGUGCGCUUCUCCAGCUUCAUUCCAUCCUAUCCCUCUACUUUGCCUCUUUCUCCUCCCCCCCCAUUUGCGCUUCCCUUAAUUGGUUUGGGAUCUGGGGUCGGUUUGCACUUGCUUCAAUUGCUACCAUCCCGUAGUUUGUAUCAUAUUCCCUUUUCUUUCCUAUCUCUCUCCCGUUCCGUUUUCUUUUUAAUUUCUCCACCGCUACCCGAUUCUUCUUCGGGUUCGAGUCACCAAGUCGUCGCCAGGUCGCUACGCUUCUUUCUUACUCCGAUCACUCUUCCUUUCUUACCGUCCGGUCAAUUCAUCAAUCAGUCCGCCAAGAUGUCCCAGACCAAUGGCGAAUUGGAGCACUCGAAAGAGUCGCCCGAACAGCUUCUCAACGGGGACGCCCCCGUGGAGGGCCAGGAAGAAGAUAUCAACGGUGGUCUCUUCCAGAUCUCCGUGAAGUUGCCUCGUGAGCCCUAUAAGAUCCAGGUCAUGGUGUCGAGUCAAGAACAAGUUCAGGAUGUCCGCCAAUCGAUUGUUGAACUGCCCAGCACCUUCCAGUACACCUGCUUCCAUCUCGAGUUCAACGGACAGCGCAUCAAUGACUUCGUUGAAUUGUCGGAGGUACCGGACCUCAAGGCUGACUCGGAGAUUGUCCUUGUGGAGGACCCUUACAACGAGAAGGAGGCCCGCAUGCACGUCGUCCGCAUGAGGGAGUUGGUCGGUGCCGCUGGUGACCGCGUCGAUAACCUCCAUGGCCUCAGCGCGGGCUUGUCUCUGCAUGAUGCUAUUGCGGCCAACGCCGAGGAGUCUAACUCCGACAAGGAUCACUCCUUGUCCAAGUACGAGAUCGCUAGCUCCCCGUCUCUGAAGACCAUCCUCCCCCGCACGGAGGUUCCUCUUCCCAAGACUGUGAAGGCCAUCUCGCUUUCUGCUUGGAACCCUCCCCCCUAUCACCUGCGUCAGAAGGGUCACUUGCUCUACCUCCAGGUCACCACCAACGAGGGCGAGCAGUUCCAGAUCACGUCGCACGUCUCUGGCUUCUACGUGAACAAGUGCUCCAACAUGAAGUUUGAUCCUUCUCCGAAGACUAUUCCCAAGAACGGCAAGGCCCACUCGCUGCUCUCUUUGAUCGCCCACCUGUCGCCUUCUUUCAGCUCCUCUUUCGAAGCGCUUCAGGAGAGCAACAACAAGAAGGAUCUUUUGACCACCUUCCCCUUCCAGAACGCUAUUCCCAACAACCCAUGGUUGGUGCCUUCCCCCGCCUCGAACGCCAACGCACACCAGGCAGAUAUCACCCGCUCCCAGGAGAACUACCUGAUUUCUGGUGUCGACAAUGCAGAGACCCUGAGGGACUGGAACGAGGAGUUCCAGACUACCCGGGAGCUUCCCCGGGACACAGUCCAGGACCGUGUGUUCCGCGAGCGCCUGACAUCCAAGCUGUUUGCUGAUUACAACGAGGCUGCUGCUCGCGGUGCGGUUCUGGUCGCCCGUGGCGAGGUCGCCCCCUUGAACCCCACCGAGAGCCGUGACGCCCAGAUCUUUGUGUACAACAACAUCUUCUACUCCUUCGGUGCUGACGGCGUUGGUACUUUCGCUUCCGAGGGUGGUGAUGAGGCUGCCCGCGUUGCUGUCGGUAAGGAUGUCUUGGGUAUCAAGGCUGUUAACCAGCUUGACAUCAAUGGCCUCUUCACGCCCGGAACCGUUGUUGUUGACUACCUUGGCAAGCGUAUCGUUGGUCAGAGUAUCGUUCCUGGUAUCUUCAAGCAGCGGGAGCCCGGUGAGCACCAGAUCGACUACGGUGGUGUCGAGGGUAAGGAUGUUGUGGCCACCCACCCCGAUUUCGUGUCCGUCUUCGAGAAGAUGUCCAAGGCUCUUCGUGUCAAGAAGCACGCCGUCUGGGACAAGGAGAACCAGCGUCACGAGCUUGAGGGCAGCGUGGAGACCAAGGGUCUACUGGGCACCGAUGGCCGCAAGUACGUGCUUGACCUGUACCGCGUGACCCCGCUGGAUGUCUCGUGGCAGGAGGAAGAGGGCAACGAUGUCUACCCUCACCGCAUGUCGGUCUUGAGACUGGAGCUCGUUGAGUCUUACUGGAGGCACAAGAUGAGCCAGUACGUCAAGGCUGAAGUUGAGCGCCGCCGCCAGGCCAAAGCUGAGGAGGACGCCUCUAAGGAAAAAUCCGAAGAGACCACUGAGUCUCAGGAGAAGGGCGCCGAGGAGAAGUCCGAGGAGAAGUCCGAGGAGAAGACUGAGGAGCAGGCGGAUCAGGAGCGCGUUGACAUCUCUGGAUUCUCGUUUGCCCUGAACCCCGAUGUCUUCAGCGGCCAAGUUCCUCAGACCGAUGAGGAGAAGGAACAGUGGGCGCAGGACGAGAAGGAAGUCCGCGAGACUUGCGACUACUUGCGCUCUAAGGUCAUGCCCGAGCUCAUCCAGGAUCUGCAUGACGGAGACGUUGGUUUCCCCAUGGAUGGACAGUCCCUCAGCCAAUUGUUGCACAAGCGCGGUAUCAACAUCCGUUACCUCGGCAAGCUGGCGCAGCUGUCCAAGGAGAAGGGCGCUCGUCUGGACGCCCUGACCACCCUCCUCGUCCAGGAGAUGAUUGCUCGGGGCUUCAAGCACCUUGCCAACCAGUACCUCCGCAACGUCCCCGCUCCCUUCAUUACCUCGUGCAUUGCCCACUUGUUGAACUGCCUCCUGGGUGCCGACGUCAACCCCAACCCUCGCGCUGAAAUUGACGCUGCUUUGCGCUCGAUCUACCCCGAGGGUGACUUCUCCUACGAGAAGGUCACUCCGGCCGUUCUCCGUGCCGAGAUCGAGAAGCAGAUUACCAUUCGGUACCGCUUCACCUUGGAGGCUGAGUGGUUCAACUCUCUGCGCCACCUGCAGCUUCUUCGCGACAUCUCCAUCAAGCUUGGUCUCCAGCUUGGUGCCCGCGAAUUCGCCUUCGACAAGUCCCAGCUCCCGGCUAAGGUGCCUGCCACCAACGGUGCCAACGGCUCCGCCCAAGAAGAGAGCAACGGCAAGAAGAAGAACAAGAAGAAGGGUGGAGACUCCAGCUCCCCUGCUCGUGCCCCCGUGGAAGAGAAGCCGGCUCUCACCAUCUCGGCCGAUGAUAUUCUUAACAUCGUGCCCCUCGUCAAGGACGCCUCUCCCCGCAGCUCGCUCGCUGAGGAGGCUCUUGAAGCCGGACGUAUUUCUCUCAUGCAAAACCAGAAGCAGUUGGGCCAGGAGCUUAUUCUGGAAUCCCUGUCGCUGCAUGAGCAGAUCUACGGCAUCCUCCACCCUGAGGUUGCCAAGCUCUACCACCAGCUGUCUAUGCUCUACUACCAGACGGAUGAGAAAGAGGCGGCUGUUGAGUUGGCUCGCAAGGCUGUCAUCGUCACUGAGCGCACUCUGGGUGUUGACUCCGCCGAUACGAUCCUGAGCUACCUCAAUCUCAGUCUGUUCGAGCACGCUUCCGGAAACACCAAGACUGCCUUGGCAUACAUCAAGCACGCUAUGGACUUGUGGAAGAUCAUCUAUGGUGCCAACCACCCUGAUUCGAUCACCACCAUGAACAACGCUGCCGUCAUGCUGCAGCACUUGAAGCAGUACUCCGAUUCCCGGAAGUGGUUUGAGGCCUCCCUGGUUGUGUGCGAGUCGCUCUUUGGCAAGCAGUCCAUCAACACCGCCACCAUUCUAUUCCAGCUCGCCCAAGCAUUGGCUCUCGACCAAGACUCCAAGGGUGCGGUUGCUAAGAUGCGUGAUGCCUACAACAUCUUCCUCAGCCAGUUGGGUCCCAACGACCGCAACACCAAGGAAGCUGAGACCUGGCUUGAGCAGCUCACCCAGAACGCUGUCUCUAUUGCCAAACACGCCAAGGACAUCCAGGCUCGCCGUCUGCGCCGUAUCAACAUGACCCCCCGCACUCUGGGCACCAAGGUCCAGCCCCAGGUUGGCCAGUCCGCCCCCGAGGCUGCCGGAGCCAGGAACGGCUCCUUGGACGCUCGGAGCAUCGAUGAACUGCUCAAGUUCAUCGAGGGUGGCGACCAAGGCUCUUCCAAGGCCAAGCAGAAGAAGCGUGCCGCAGCCAGCAACCCCAAGCUCCGUGGAUCGAAGAAGUCUUCGGCUUAAAAAGUUCGAAUGUCCUCCUCUUUUUCCUUUUUAUGAUGAGGUUAUUGGGUAAAACGAAAAGCUGCUCUGGUUUUGUUUCCUUGGCUUAACAUUGUCUUAACAUGAAUAUUGUAUUUUGACCCUAUAUAUCCUUGUCAAGGGUCAAUAUGUUGGAUGAGCGGAAUGUCUGUAUUUUUCUGUAAAACUCUCUCUACUCUUUUACACCGAUUGGUGCUCAUGGUCCUAUGUCGACUAUACACUUCUUUAUUUCUCGUUCUUUGUCGCGGGCAGAGCAUAGCAAGGUCGGGCGAUUCGCAUGCUAUAUCUGGUUGUGUUUCCAUGUACUAUAUAUGACCGGUGGCCUUUAACAUGUGUCUGUAAUGAAUCUUGACGUAUCAUGCUGAGUUCAUCUGUUCUUGUGAUGG